Morone saxatilis (striped sea-bass) is the source of this 1231-nucleotide messenger RNA. RefSeq names its product CREB-regulated transcription coactivator 2-like. The record is from RefSeq and is a predicted model, not a curated record. Gene Ontology annotation, cellular component: cytoplasm; nucleus. Lineage: Eukaryota; Metazoa; Chordata; Actinopteri; Moronidae. Bases 1 to 1179 code for a protein of 392 amino acids. The transcript has 6 exons. Gene Ontology annotation, biological process: positive regulation of transcription by RNA polymerase II. Gene Ontology annotation, molecular function: cAMP response element binding protein binding.
AUGGACGAGGAUCUGUUUCACCUGUUGGAUAGAACCAGAGCUCAGAGGUCAGAGCUGUCGGCGCCGGCAGCCGACGAGAUUUCUGUUCUGUGGUGUUUUUCUUUUGCCUCCUCAGGUCUCCUGGCGUCUCUACAGAGCACGCUCAGUAACCCCUCCCUGCAGUCGUCACUAAGCAACCCCAACAUCCAGUCUUCGCUCAGCAGCCACUCCUUUUCCAACUCUUUGAGCUCCGCCUCCCUGCACUCAUCGCUCAGCAACCCCUCCCUGCAGUCGUCCCUCAGCUCCUCCCCCUCCCUGCAGUCGUCCCUCAGCAGCCAAUCGCUGCACUCCUCCCUCAGUAACUCCUCCCUGCAGUCGGUGUCCAGCAGUAACCCCAGCUACAGCAGCGGAGUGGGCGGCUCCAGCUCCUGCUCCUCCUCUUACUCGCCGCUGCUCAGUGGACAGGGCCAGCCGCCACUCAGCACGUCGCCACGGAGACGAGCACAGCUCUCCCCGCUCAUCCUGCCCAUGGGAGUGGAGUCACGGAGACAUCACACCAAACAGUUCUCCCCUACCAUCUCCCCCACCCUGUCCUCCAUCACACAGGGCGUCCCUCUGGACACCAGCAAACUGCCUCUGGACCAGAGGCUUCCUCCGUACCCGCUCAGCCAGUCCCACCAACACCAGCCGGGCCCCCACCAGCCUCUCUCUGGUCUGCAAGGCUCCCAGUCAGGCCAGCAGCCUUCUCCACUGGGCCAGCACCACCACCAACAGCUGCACCGCCUCCAGCAGCCGCGGCCCAACGCGCAGCAGCAGCAGCAGUCGCAGUCCAUGCAGCAGCUCCACCUGCAGAACCUGCGCAACACACACAACCAGCACAUGCAGCAGCACUUUGGAACGCAGCAGAGGCCGAUGGGGCAGCAGGUGAACACGGCGAACGCGCAGCUCAUAAAGAACGAGAGGGCGAUGGAUCAGUGCGUCCAGAGCUCCUCGUCCUCUCAGUGUCACGUCAAACAGGAAACGGAGCAGCAGAGAGCCGGCAGCCUCCCGCAGCUGCAGCAGAUCAGCCACAACCUGGCCUCCGAAUUCUACAACGAUGCCUUGCUCAGCUCUUUACUGGACGACCCCUAUCUGAGCCUCCAGCUCACAGGCAAAUCCAACCAGCAGGUAACGGCGCACCUUCAGAUGAUGUCAUCAUAAAGUGUAAAUAACAUUGGCUGGAGGGGGUAUGAUGUCACCCACAGGUGUCUGA